AGUCUCAUCACUUGAUCGAAUCAAAUCAAUUAGUUAGAACUAUGAAUUAUUAUCAGGUAGCGGCGGAGCCAUGGGGGUACUACAUGAGUACUCCUCGGACGUCGUUCGGAGGAGGGGUGGAGAGGGUGUUGAGGCUGGCGGCGGAGAGUGCGGUGGUGAUAUUCAGUGUGAGUAGUUGCUGUAUGUGCCACGCUGUCAAGAGUUUGUUUUGUGGGAUGGGAGUGAGUCCGACUGUGCACGAGUUAGACCAGGACCCUAGAGGGAAGGAGAUUGAGAUGGCGUUAAUGAGGUUGCUUGAGAACUCUUCACUGGUGGCGGCACCGUUUCCAGUGGUUUUCAUUGGAGGGAAGCUAAUUGGUGCAAUGGAUCGAGUCAUGGCGUCUCAUAUUAAUGGAACCCUCGUGCCUCUUCUCAAAGAUGCUGGAGCACUCUGGCUUUGAUUAUGUAAUAUUAUUGUAUAUUUGCCAUUUUUAGUAAUAAAUUUGGUGAUAUGUUGAUUAAUUAGUUUUAAUUCUUGUCUGUAACGCACGAAUGUUUUGUUUUAG
Molecule: messenger RNA, 545 nt
Organism: Tripterygium wilfordii
Lineage: Eukaryota; Viridiplantae; Streptophyta; Magnoliopsida; Celastrales; Celastraceae
Product: glutaredoxin-C1-like
Exons: 1
Coding region: 42-440 (132 amino acids)
Source: RefSeq, a predicted model, not a curated record